CACCCCAGGUGGCCGCCGUCGCGGAAAGGAAGCCACCUAGGGACGCUGCGCCCUGCUGCUCGAUUGCUGCUGCGCGUGCGCAGGCAGUCCGGUUUUGGAGUCUUCAUCUUUGCCGCCUUCACCGCUGCCUUCCUUGGAUUUGAGUCUCGCGCUUUCUUCAUUCGCUCAGUGCUGGGCUCGAGCCCCCGGGCCAGUGAGCCCGGGGAAGAGGUUGGAAAGGGCCGUUGACCUCCGUCUUUAAACUGUGCGCGGGGCAGCCAUGUCGGCCGGCGAGGUCGAGCGCCUGGUGUCGGAGCUGAGCGGCGGGACCGGAGGGGAUGAGGAGGAAGAGUGGCUAUAUGGCGGCCCAUGGGACGUGCAUGUGCACAGUGAUUUGGCAAAGGACCUAGAUGAAAAUGAAGUUGAAAGGCCAGAAGAAGAAAACACCAGUGCUAAUCCUCCAUCUGGAAUUGAAGAUGAAACUGCUGAAAAUGGCGUACCAAAACCGAAAGUGACUGAGACUGAAGAUGAUAGUGAUAGUGACAGUGACGAUGAUGAGGAUGAUGUCCAUGUGACUAUAGGAGACAUUAAAACAGGAGCACCACAGUAUGGGAGUUAUGGUACAGCACCUGUAAAUCUUAACAUCAAGACAGGGGGAAGAGUUUAUGGGACUACAGGAACAAAAGUCAAAGGUGUAGACCUUGAUGCACCUGGAAGCAUUAAUGGAGUUCCACUCUUGGAGGUAGAUUUGGAUUCUUUUGAAGAUAAACCAUGGCGUAAACCUGGUGCUGAUCUUUCUGAUUAUUUUAAUUAUGGGUUUAACGAAGACACUUGGAAAGCUUACUGUGAGAAACAAAAGAGGAUACGAAUGGGACUUGAAGUUAUACCAGUUACUUCUACUACAAAUAAAAUUACGGCCGAAGACUGUACUAUGGAAGUUACACCAGGUGCAGAGAUGCAAGAUGGCAGAUUCAAUCUUUUUAAGGUACAGCAGGGGAGAACUGGAAAUUCAGAGAAAGAAGCAGCACUUCCUUCUACAAAAGCUGAGUUUACUUCUCCUCCAUCUUUGUUCAAGACUGGACUUCCACCAAGCAGAAACAGCACCUCUUCUCAGUCUCAGACAAGUACUGCCUCCAGAAAAGCCAAUUCAAGCGUUGGGAAGUGGCAGGAUCGAUAUGGGAGGGCCGAAUCACCUGAUCUAAGGCGAUUACCUGGAGCAAUUGAUGUCAUUGGACAAACUAUAACUAUUAGCCGAGUAGAAGGAAGACGACGGGCAAAUGAAAACAGCAACAUACAGGUCCUUUCUGAACGAUCUGCUACUGAAGUAGACAACAAUUUUAGCAAACCACCUCCAUUUUUCCCUCCAGGAGCUCCUCCCACCCACCUUCCGCCACCUCCGUUUCUCCCACCUCCUCCAACUGUUAGUACUGCUCCACCUCUGAUUCCACCACCAGGUAUCCCAAUAACUGUACCACCUCCAGGUUUUCCUCCUCCACCAGGUGCUCCACCGCCAUCUCUUAUACCAACAAUAGAAAGUGGACAUUCCUCUGGUUAUGAUAGUCGUUCUGCACGUGCAUUUCCAUAUGGCAAUGUUGCCUUUCCCCAUCUUACUGGUUCUGCUCCUUCAUGGCCAAGUCUUGUGGACACCACCAAGCAAUGGGACUAUUAUCCAAGAAGAGAGAAAGACCGAGAUAGAGACAGAGACAGAGACAGAGAACGAGAUCGUGAUCGGGACAGAGAAAGGGAACGCACCAGAGAAAGAGAGAGAGAGCGUGAUCACAGUCCUACACCAAGUGUUUUCAACAGUGACGAAGAGCGAUACAGAUACAGAGAAUAUGCAGAAAGAGGCUAUGAGCGUCACAGAGCAAGUCGAGAAAAAGAAGAACGACACCGAGAAAGACGACACAGAGAGAAAGAAGAAACCAGACACAAGUCAUCUCGCAGUAAUAGUAGACGUCGCCAUGAAAGUGAAGAAGGAGACAGUCACAGGAGACACAAGCACAAAAAAUCUAAAAGAAGCAAAGAAGGAAAAGAAGCUGGCAGUGAGCCUGCCCCUGAACAGGAGAACACUGAAGCUACACCUGCAGAAUAGGCAGAGUUUUUGCCUUCUGUGUAUAUUAGUGCCAGAAAUAGAUACUAUAAAUCUCAUUAUUUUUCUGGAUAAUGUUUAAGAAAUUUACCUUUAAUCUUGUUCUAUUAGUAUGAAAAGUUAACUUUUUUUUUCCAAAAUAAGUGAAUUUUUCAUGUUAAGUUAAAAAUCUUCAUUUUUUAAUAUUUAAAAAUAAAAAGACAGCAAUGACUUUAUAUCCAAGAAAGUCAAGUGAAUGAGUCACUUAGGGGAUUGAGAGCUAUAUUUAGCUGUGUAUGUACAUGGUAUCUGAUGGUCAAGGAUCACUUGGCCAGUUUUCUUGUUAAAUACCAGUCUCAUACGAAGUUGCACUGCAAAAGGCAUCACAAGCCCUCUGAACUGUGAGAUUAAAACUAGUCUUUGUCAUUACUGCUGUGGCACUCUUGUUUAGAAUAUUAAGAGAACUGUAUACAUUUUUGGGGGGUGGGUACUGGGGAUCAAACUUGGGGCCUUGCACUUGGGAGGCAGGCGGUGGAACCACUGAGGUAAAUCCCCGGCCCUAUACAUUUUUGAUACCACAGUUUUUGACACCAGGUUUUCAGUGUUCUAAAUUUGGGUCCAUGGUAAAACUAAAUAGGGCACUUUUAUAUCAAAUCAGUAGAGUCUGCAAGGCAUUUAGAUAGCCUCUGAAGGUGCCCUACAUGUAAUUGCAGGCAGAUACAUACACAGACAUCACUAUGACACAGACUUGAACCCCCUCUUGGCCAUAUAUCUGAGCCAGGGUCAAGCUUAUUUGGCCUUUCUUGACGUGUUUUCCAAGACUUAUGGUAGAGUAGCAUGUGGAGUUUUUAUACAGUUGCUAACUGUAUUGUGAAUAAAAAUAAACUUCAUGACAAGAGCUUUGAAUUAGUCAUUUCUUAUUAAACUAAGAAAAUACAAGGUUAUAACUUUUAGGUUAUAUUUUUAUAUUUUAGGUUAUAUUUUUAGGGGUAAUCCUUGGAGGCAUUAUGUGUUAGUGAUGGUAACAGAUAACUUGGUGUUUGAAAGAAUGAACUAUGAGGGUCUUUUAAAUGGUGAUGAGAAGUAAACAGAAUCACAUACAAAAAAGAGUAUAAUUUUUGAAACAUAUUUAUUUCUCACUUGAUGAACAUUUCUUAGCAAUACAGUUUUUAUGUCCUCUUGACAUUACAUUUCAAAUUCUCAUAGUGGACUCUGCAGAACUGACAUUAUACCAGAUCUUUAAGUUGAUGAUUUGAAUGGGGCAUAGAAACCAUUUUUAGUUGUUCAAUGGCUUUUUUUUUUUUUGGUACUGGAGAUUGAACUCGGGUCCUUGCACUUGCAAGGCAGGCGACAGAACCACUGAGCUAAAUCCCCGGCCCCUCAAUGGCUUUUUAUUGAAUAGAAAAAUAUAAAAUUAGAAGUUGUGGAGUAAUGAGAAAUCUUCCAUACUGAAUAAAAACCAUUAGUUUUUAUUUUCUGAGAAGGUUCUCUGAGGUAUAACUGGUCUUCAUUAGAUCACACUUUUCUUAACAUUUUUUAUAACCUUUAAAUAUAAAAAUUGACAAGAUAAAUAUAUUAUCUCAGUUUAGCCUAUUUGUGAUUUUUUCUGUUUUUCUGAGAACCAUCAGUGAUUUUAUAAAAAAGUGCCAGGCCAAGAAACUAUAGUGAGAGUAAUUCUUCCUUUAAGGUCUUUCAGCAUCUUUGUCAAGCAAGCAGGCGUCAUGCCUGAUGUACUUCUCCCAUUGACAGCAAGAAGAAUAUCACCACAUCUAAAAAAAAAAAAAAAAAACAAUAGAUAUGUGAUUACUAUCUUCAUCUAAGCUAAAGUUAAUUUUGAUGCCUCUAUUUUUGCUGCAUCCAUCCAUUUUAACUACAUUACUUCUGACUAAGGCCUUUCCCUUAAAUUCUUCAAACUCACUAGGAUGCUAAAAAGUGUAGGAAGCUGCAAUGUGGGUCCAGGAGGUUGUGUAAUUUUGUAUUUCUUAGAUGAUAAAUGCUGCACAAAUGUUUUAAUUUCUUACCCCCUGUCCCUGAAAGUAUGGCUUAUUUCAAGUGGGGCCAAGCUUUUGCAUAUAGAAAACAAAACAUUUGAAUAUAAAUUUUUUGUUGAGUAGUCCUUAUCAUUACCUAAUUCUUCCAUCCUUGUAUGCUGGCAUUCCUUCAACAAUGGAUUUGAUAAAAAAAGGUUUGUGCCCACUGUUUUCUUCAUAACCUCCUACAAUGCAGAAGCCCAGACUUCCAGCUGUGUUUCUUCGUAAUACAACAUCUUUAUAGUUACGAAAGUACCUGAAAUAGAAUGCAAUCAGUGUAUAUGUACAGUAAACUAUUAAUUAUUGUGACUUCAUCUCCCAUUCCUUACUGAUAAUUUUCUUGAAGCUGAGAAGUACUGGAUAGAUCCCACUCAAAAUUGUGUCAUAGCUUAGUAACUUUUAUGCUGUUAGCCAGCAUUUUGUAAUUAAUCCUCUGAUUCCCAUAGUUGAACACUUUAAAAAAUAGCAUCACCUGUUAGGUUUUAUCUGUAUGUUUGCUGAGUAAAUAAUCAUAUUUUGGGCUUUAAAAUGACUUAAAGCUUGAGUUUAUAUUAUCAGAAAAUUUAGGUAUGUCUAGCUGCUUCAUUGAUAAACCAAAAUGAAACAUUCUUAUAUUUUUAUGGAUAUAAUUUUAAUGAAGGCAGAAAUCCUUUGAAUAAGUGAUUAAUCUCAAGAAAAUUUAAGCUUAAGCUAAUUGAUGAAGUGGAAAUUUUUUGAUCCAAGCUUAGACAAGAUGCAGUCAUAAAGUAAAUAGAAAUUGCAAUACAUUUAAAGCUUGUCAGAAGAACAUGUGGGAAGAAAAACAGAUGGCAAACUGAAUUGGAAGUUACAAAAGGAAUGGGAGAAGGAAAGACAAUAAUAGCUCUUCUGUAAGUAGAAUCCUCAACUAAAAUAGAAAAUGAAAUUUAAGAAAUUAUUUUAGAAUUCAGUAGCCUUUGGAUAAGUGUUUACAUAGGUGCAGGCCAAGUGCAGACUGUGUUCUAGUUACUAAAGAGAUGGAGGUGUGUGUCAGGAACUAGAUUUUACUUUUUUGUAUAUGUUCCUGUAGUCCAGAAACUGGUCUGACAGGAGAUGAGCAUUUUCACGUUGGUAAAAAUCAAGAUAUGGAUGUUCUGUUUAUAAACUGUACCUUAAAAUAUUCAUUAACUGCUUUUUGACAACUAAUAAAAGGUCUCUUUUGAAAUGUUAA
Molecule: messenger RNA, 5266 nt
Organism: Heterocephalus glaber (naked mole-rat)
Lineage: Eukaryota; Metazoa; Chordata; Mammalia; Rodentia; Bathyergidae
Gene: Fip1l1
Product: factor interacting with PAPOLA and CPSF1
Cellular component (GO): mRNA cleavage and polyadenylation specificity factor complex
Source: RefSeq, a predicted model, not a curated record